This is a messenger RNA of Melozone crissalis (California towhee), 2164 nucleotides long. RefSeq names its product suppression of tumorigenicity 7 like (gene ST7L). NCBI's taxonomy places the organism in Eukaryota, Metazoa, Chordata, Aves, Passeriformes, Passerellidae. The record is from RefSeq and is a predicted model, not a curated record. Gene Ontology annotation, molecular function: protein binding. The transcript has 16 exons. The coding region runs from base 79 to 1548 and encodes 489 amino acids.
AGCAGCUGCGGCGGCGGGCUGCGACACCCUGGGCCCGCGGGCUCCUGGCCGCGGCCGCCGGGCUUGGGCUCCUUGACCAUGUUCUUAAGCACUUUGACUCCAAAAUUCUACUUUGCCCUGACAGUAACUUCAUCUUUUAUAUCUGGACUGAUAUUUGUGUUUGAGUGGUGGCACUUCCGAAAGUACGGCACAUCUUUCAUCGAGCAGGUUUCUGUGAGCCACCUGAGGCCCCUCAUCGGGGGUGCAGAGAGCAGCCCCCCAGCCCCAGCAGCCUUCUCGGCCGGGGAGAGCGAGAGCAGCAGGCAGAACAUGCCAGAGUGCAAAGUGUGGCGAAAUCCUCUCAAUCUUUUCAGAGGGGCAGAGUAUAGCAGGUACAUGUGGGUGACUGGGAAGGAGCCUCUUACUUACUAUGACAUGAAUUUGUCUGCUCAAGAUCAUCAGACUUUUUUCACAUGUGACACAGAUGCCCUCCGGCCUUCAGACACAGUUAUGCAGAAAGCGUGGCGAGAGAGGAACCCGCAGGCCCGCAUUAAAGCAGCGUAUCAAGCUCUGGAGUUGAACAAUGAUUGUGCUACUGCAUAUGUCCUCCUGGCUGAGGAAGAAGCAACAACUAUUGUGGAUGCUGAGAAAUAUUUCAAGCAGGCUCUGAAAGCAGGAGAAAUGAUUUACAAAAAAUCUCAGAACUGCCAUUCCCAGAGCCCCCAGCAUGAAGCACAGCUGAGAAGAGAUACCAAUGUAUUGGUGUAUGUGAAAAGGAGACUAGCUAUGUGUGCCAGGAAACUUGGCAGAAUACGAGAAGCAGUAAAAAUGAUGAGAGAUUUGAUGAAAGAGUUUCCACUUCUCAGUAUGCUGAAUAUCCAUGAAAACCUCCUCGAGGCCCUUCUGGAGUUACAGGCUUAUGCAGAUGUCCAGGCAGUUUUAGCCAAGUAUGAUGAUAUCAGUCUUCCCAAAUCAGCAGCAAUAUGUUACACAGCAGCUCUGCUAAAAGCCAGAGCUGUUUCAGAAAGGUUCUCCCCAGAAACUGCCUCCAGGAGAGGACUUAGUACAGCAGAAAUUAAUGCUGUGGAAGCAAUUCACAGAGCUGUGGAAUUUAACCCUCAUGUUCCAAAGUAUUUACUAGAAAUGAAGAGCCUGGUGCUGCCUCCAGAGCACAUUCUGAAGCGAGGGGACAGUGAGGCAGUAGCAUAUGCUUUUUUUCACCUCCAGCACUGGAAGAGGAUAGAAGGGGCUCUCAAUCUGCUGCACUGCACAUGGGAAGGCACAUUUAGGAUGAUUCCAUACCCAUUAGAGAAAGGACAUCUUUUCUAUCCCUACCCGAGCUGCACAGAAACAGCAGACAGAGAACUGUUGCCAACAUUUCACGAAGUCUCCGUUUACCCCCAGAAGGAACUUCCCUUUUUCAUCCAUUUCACAGCAGGCCUGUGUUCCUUUUCAGCCAUGCUGGCCCUCCUUACCCACCAAUUCCCUGAGCUGAUGGUCAUUUUUGCAAAAGCUGUGCUGCGGGUGCUGUGGCCAGCGAGCGCUCCCAGUGUUCUGGCCUCCAGCUGAAGGGACUGCGCCCAGGUGCUUUGGGACUCUUCUUCCACCCUUCAUCUUCACUCUGGAACACAUUGAGGACCUGCUGCUGUCCAGCCCCUGGCAUCAGCUGACUGGUGUGACUGGCGUGUAUUUUCCACGAUAGUUUGAUUUUAUUCUCAUGAGCCUCACUUGGUGGUUGGCUGAACCCCAGUUGUGGGAGCCAGGGAAGAAAUCUGGGCUCUUCAAACUGAUAUCCUUGACUGGCUUCCAUGCUCAUGGUGCUUAACAUGUGAAUUUCUCCUUUGGCCUUAAUCUGUAAUCAUCUAAGAAAAUAGUUCUUGUUGAGCAAUAGUUUAUUGCUCUCUAAAUCAGAUGGACAACUGGAAGCUCAUACUUCCUCUGUAAGAAAGGAGAAUACACAAACUGAGCAGGUGUUUGGAGUACUGAUGCUUCCUUCUCAGCUGCAGAUGCACCAGAUACUUGGCUUAGAUUUAAUUUCAUAAGCCUUUUUCAAAAUAUUUGUUAACAGCAAAGUAUGGUUCUGCUUUCUUUAUUAAAAGGUUGCUACUUAACACAUUGAAUUUGUUGACUUCUUAAGUGUCUGUUAAAUACAGAUUACAAUGUGCAAACAAAGAUUUGUUUCUUC